UCUCUAAUUUUGCAACGAUAAAUGCAAGUAAAUCAUCGUUUGCAAUUCAGCCUUCACAAGAGUGGUCAUAUUCUGAAAUGCUACUCUAAAAAUGGCAUCUUAAGGUUUGUUUUUGACUUUCAGAGUACCUGUGCACUGGAAUAAAACACCUGUGAUAUGGCUGUGGUUGGCCCAGGUCAGCUGACCCGGGGUAGUUUUGCAGGGCUAAAAAUUGCGGUGUAGAUAUUCUGGCUUGGACUGGACCCCAGAUUCUGGGAUCAUUGCGCCCCCCCGCCCUACCCCGCCCCUUGCAGAGUCCCAGAGCUCGAGCUCAGUUUGCAAGUCAAAAGAUGGAUGGAAAAAAAAUCAGCUUGGAAUCUGAAAGUCUCAAACUGUUCUUCCUGGCUCAUGUGUUAUGUUUUAUCUGGUCCUGAAAAGAUCAGAAGAAUGGUUGAAAUUCUGAGGUCUGAUGUGGUGCAAGGGCUGGGAGUGAAACUUCUAGAGAAAGUGUAUGACAUCAUGGAGGAAGAUGAUGAACUGAAGAGAGAGGUUUGUAAAGAGGCUCUGCUUAUAAACAAAGACACAAGGGAAAAAUGACAUUCAGAAAAGUGAACAUUGCCAUCCUUGUACUUGCUAUUGUUAUAUUUUUAUUAGUUCUGCAUCACAACCUUCUAGGUCUCAGUGACUUUUUGAAACGAGAUGUAGCAGAUUCAAGUUCAUUAGGACUCCAGCCUAUAGAUUUCAUACCCGAGGCUCCUCAAAGGCUGACUGAUGAAAGAAAUGAUCAGGAAAUUCCUGUAGUCAUUACAGCAUCGGAUGACCGGCUUGGAGGUGUAAUUGCAGCCAUGAACAGCAUUUACCAUAACACUAAAUCCAACGUGGUGUUCCAUAUUGUCACUCUAAAUGGUACAGUGGACCAUUUGAGAGCGUGGCUGAGUAAAACUGCUCUGAAAAAGGUGAAAUACCGAAUUUUGGAUUUCGACCCUCAUGUUUUGGAAGGGAAAGUGAAAGUGGAGUCUGAACAGGCAGACUCCAUAAAACCAUUAACCUUUGCAAGAUUCUACUUACCUAUGUUCGUUCCUCAUGCAGAGAAGGCCAUAUACAUGGAUGAUGAUGUAAUAGUGCAAGAUGAUAUCCUUGAACUUCACAACACACCACUGAAACCUGGCCAUGCAGCUGCAUUUGCAGAUGACUGUGACUCAACCGCUAAUAAAUUUGCCAUCCGUGGAGCAGGGAAUCAGUACAAUUAUAUUGGAUUUUUAGACUAUAAGAAACAAACAAUCCGGAAGCUCGCCAUGAAAGCCAGCACCUGCUCUUUCAAUCCAGGGAUCAUUGUUGCCAAUCUAACAGAAUGGAAAUUACAGAACAUCACUAAGCAAUUGGAGAAAUGGAUGACACUUAAUGUAGCAGAGGAGUUAUACAGCAGAACUCUGGCAGGUAGCAUUGCCACACCACCACUGCUAAUAGUAUUUUACAAGCAACAUUCUAAUAUUGAUCCCAUGUGGAACGUCCGACAUCUUGGCUCUCGCACUGGAAAAAGAUAUUCUCCUCAGUUUGUGAAAGCUGCCAAGUUGCUCCAUUGGAAUGGGCAUUUCAAACCCUGGGGAAGAACAGCUUCAUAUGCUGAUGUCUGGGAGAAGUGGUACAUCCCGGAUCCUACUGGCAAGUUCAACCUGAUCCGCAGACACUCUGAGAUCUAUGAGUCCAAGUAAAAUGGAUUUUAUGAACUAUUGUCAUUUUCUCAGGAAACUCUUGGAGCCAGCAGUGUUUCUUUCAGCUGAUUUGUAUUACACAGCGCUCCUUGCUUCUCUGGAGCACAGGGGAAAGUACAUUUUCAGGUGAAAUAAUCAACUGUACCAAACUGCAUCCCUGAAGAAGAGACUUAUUUCAAAUAUGAUUGGGGAAACGUAGUCCAGCCGCACUAUGAAGAGUGGAGAAACACCUCCAUGAACUAGCAUUUUUGCUAGGUAAUUCCUUUUAAUUACAUUCUUCCAGUCCAGUGCUAGUGUUCUAGGUUUGAUAAUUUUGUCAGCUACAGAAAUAGAUGUCUCGUUCUUAGGAACAGUUAUCUGGGUGAAAGCCACACGGAAAUCUUGCACACCAAUUUAUCAUAAUCAAAAGCUGCUACUAGCUUCUUGUUACCUUAUCUUAUCCUCUGGAGCUUUAUAAAAGGCACUUUCUCUUGCAUGAAGACCCACUCACCAUUUAUAUUUAACCCUUUCUUGUGUAUGAACUAUAUUUUUCAAAGGCUACUUCUCAAGUGUUAUUUCACUGAAUUUUUUUUGUGAUUGCCACUCAGCACAAACUGUUUUUAAAUGUGUGGUGUAAACUAAACUUUGUUAAAAAAUAAAAUGAUUUAAGGUUAA
This is a messenger RNA of Chelonia mydas (Green sea turtle), 2345 nucleotides long. RefSeq names its product glycosyltransferase 8 domain containing 1 (gene GLT8D1). The record is from RefSeq and is a predicted model, not a curated record. NCBI's taxonomy places the organism in Eukaryota, Metazoa, Chordata, Testudines, Cheloniidae. The transcript has 11 exons. Gene Ontology annotation, cellular component: Golgi apparatus. Gene Ontology annotation, molecular function: glycosyltransferase activity. Bases 573 to 1691 code for a protein of 372 amino acids.